AAAAUUAAAACCAACAAUCUAUUUUUCAUCAAAAAUCAUAUGAUCUCACUCUCUUUCGGUCUUUCUCUCUCAACAAACAAAAUCAAAUGUACAAAACAAUAACAAAAACACAACUCCCAAACUUAAAAACAUGCAUUACGUAUAUCCAAUCAUAUGCAAACCAAACCAAUUUACAACAUGCCAAAAUCCUACAUGCUUACAUGAUUGUCAAUGGUUUUUUAGACUCACCAUUUUCCAUCACAAGUUUAAUAAACAUGUACUCAAAAUGUAACCACAUUUCCUAUGCACAUUCUGUUUUCUCUAAUUCUUGUUUAGUACACUCCCCAAAUGUUUUUGCUUACAAUGCUAUUAUCGCGGGUUUUGUUUAUAACGAUAUGCCAAAACCCGCGAUACAAAUGUUUAAAAAAAUGCGGGUGGAGGGUAUUAUGAUGGAUAAGUUUAGUUUCCCUUGCGUUGUUAAGGCGUUUUCGGGUAUUGGGGAUGUUAAGGGGAUGAUGAAUGUACAUGGGUUAGUGUUUAAAUUUGGUUUAGAGAAAGAUUUGUUUGUGGGGAGUGCUUUUGUUAAUGGGUAUUUGAAAAUUGGGAUGGUGGGGGAUGCACGACAGGUGUUUGAUGAAAUGCCUGAACGAGACGUUGUUUUGUGGAACGCGUUGAUUAAUGGGUAUGCCCGGAUUGGGGAGUUUGGCAACGCGUUGGAGUGUUUAAGGAAGUUGCGUGAGGAUGGGAGUUCGCCGAGUAGGUUUACUGUGACGGGUGUUUUAUCCGUGCUUACGUUGAAAGGGGACGUUUAUAACGGGAUAUGUGUUCAUGGGCUUGUGAUGAAGAUGGGGUUUUUUAUGGGUGUGGCUGUUUGUAAUGCUUUGAUUGACAUGUAUGGAAAAUGCAAGUGUCUUCAUGAUGCUUUGAAAAUUUUUGAAGGGUUGGUGAUUAAGGAUAUAUAUACAUGGAAUUCAAUAAUGGGUGUUCAUCAGCAGUCUGGUGAUCAUGAAGGAACUUUGAUGUUUUUCAACAGAAUGUUGCGUGAUGGGGUUUUUAGUCCGGAUUUAGUUACUGUCACGACGGUUCUUCCUGCGUGCUCUCAUUUAGUAGCUUUAAGGCACGGGAAGGAGAUUCAUGGGUAUAUGAUUGUCAAAGGAUUGGGGAAAGAUGAUGGUGAAGAACGAUACGAUGAUACAUACGUUAAUAAUGCUGUCAUGGAUAUGUAUGCAAAAUGUGGAAGCAUGAGAGAAGUUCAACUGGUAUUUGAUCAUAUGAGGGUGAAAGAUACGGCUUCAUGGAAUAUUUUGAUCACGGGUUAUGCAAUGGAUGGGUUUGGCAACGAGGCGUUGGAUUUGUUUCAUAAAAUGUGUGAAUUGGAGUUGACGCCUGACGAGGUGACGUUUGUUGGCGUUUUAUCGGCUUGUAGUCAUGCGGGGCUAGUGAAGCAAGGGCAAGAAAUUUUAAGUCAGAUGAAGUCUAAAUACAACGUAGAACCAACGGUUGAACAUUAUACUUGUGUGAUUGACAUGCUUGGUCGAGCCGGACUACUUGAUCAAGCAUAUGGGUUGCUAUCUGAAAUGCCGAUUGAAUCCAACUCUGUUGUCUGGCGGGCAUUCUUGGCAUCAUGUAUUCUUCAUGGAAAUACAAACCUUGCUGAAAUCGCUGCAAGUAACGUGAUUGAUCUUGAACCCGGGCAUGGUGGUAGCUAUGUGCUGAUGUCUAAUGUGUAUGGCACAAUGGGUCGCCAUGAGGAGGUGAGUGAUGUUAGACAUAAUAUGAGACAACUGGAUGUAAAGAAAACGCGAGGAUGCAGUUGGGUCUAACUUAGCGAUGGGGUGCAUGUUUUUGGAACGGGCGAUCAGACCCACCCUGAUGAAGAUUCGAUUUAUAGAGAGCUAAAUUUGGUGUACUCGAGCAUGUGUCUUGGCCAAAUGACUUGAAAAGGUUCGAACAAAUGGAACGCUUAUAACAUUUGGUGAGCCCCAACAGGACUUAUGCUACCAAAUUAUUGUUAUAAAACUUACAAGUGGAAACUCUUGUUACAUUUUUAACUUGACAAGUUAUAAAGAUUGUAAUAGAGCUUAGAGUGGA
Molecule: messenger RNA, 2070 nt
Organism: Erigeron canadensis
Lineage: Eukaryota; Viridiplantae; Streptophyta; Magnoliopsida; Asterales; Asteraceae
Product: pentatricopeptide repeat-containing protein At3g14730
Exons: 1
Biological process (GO): RNA modification
Molecular function (GO): RNA binding; protein binding
Source: RefSeq, a predicted model, not a curated record